AUGACUGGACGCGGCAAGGGCGGCAAGGGCCUCGGCAAGGGCGGUGCCAAGCGCCACAGGAAGAUUUUGAAGGACAACAUCCAGGGUAUCACCAAGCCUGCCAUUCGCCGUCUCGCGCGUCGUGGCGGUGUGAAGCGUAUCUCUGCCAUGAUCUACGAAGAGACCCGUGGUGUGUUGAAGACAUUCCUCGAGGGCGUCAUCCGUGAUGCUGUCACAUACACAGAGCAUGCGAAGCGCAAGACCGUCACUUCGCUUGACGUUGUGUACGCCCUGAAGCGACAGGGCCGCACUCUGUACGGUUUUGGUGGUUAA
Molecule: messenger RNA, 312 nt
Organism: Emericellopsis cladophorae
Lineage: Eukaryota; Fungi; Ascomycota; Sordariomycetes; Hypocreales; Bionectriaceae
Exons: 3
Coding region: 1-312 (103 amino acids)
Biological process (GO): nucleosome assembly
Cellular component (GO): nucleosome
Molecular function (GO): structural constituent of chromatin; protein heterodimerization activity; DNA binding
Source: RefSeq, a predicted model, not a curated record